Messenger RNA from Miscanthus lutarioriparius, 1632 nucleotides. NCBI's taxonomy places the organism in Eukaryota, Viridiplantae, Streptophyta, Magnoliopsida, Poales, Poaceae. The record is from the annotation of a GenBank genome assembly.
AUGGAGGGGUGCAAUCCCAUGCAGAGAUUUGUUGAUAGCCCAAAGCCAUAUAACAGAAGGAAAGCGUGCGGAAUGCAAACAAGGAUGGAUUCUAGUGACCAUGGCGAUCGCCAAGGUUCGAGAGCCAGUGAAUUGCCAGGCAAGAUGGACAAUGACCGUGCCGGUCGUCAAGGCUUGAAAGCCUGUGAAUUCCCAGCCAAGAUGGACAACGACCAUGCCGAUCGUCAAGGUUCAAAAGCCUGCGAAUCACCAGGCAAAGCCUGUGAAUUGCCAGGCAAAAUGGAUAAUGACCACCCCGUCCAUCAAGGUUUGAAAGCCUCUGGAUUGCAACUGCAACCCAAGAUGGAUGCUACUGACGAUGGCAUUUGCCAAGGUUUGAAAGCCUGUGGAUUGGCAACCAAGAUGGAUACUAAUGACCAAGUCGACCGCAAAGGCUCCAAAGUAUCUGGGGUGGCAACCAAGAUGGAUGCUAAUGCUAGUGACCAAGGCGAUUGCCAAGGCUUCAAAGUAUGUGGCAUAGAGGCCAAGAUGGAUGGUAACGACCAUGCCGAUCACCUAGGCUCCAAAGUCUGUGGAAUGCUAACCAAGACAGAUGCUGAUGACCAAUGCAGUAACCAAGGUCCCUUUAAGGCAGCCGAGAGGUUAGAUCAUCUUCUAAACCAACCAGCAAACAGAUCUUGUGCUGAUUGUGGUGCUCCAGAUCCAAAAUGGGUGUCAUUGACUUUUGGUGUUUUCAUUUGCAUCAAGUGUUCAGGAGCUCAUAGAAGUCUUGGAGUACAUAUAUCCAAGGUGGUUUCGGUGAAGCUAGAUGAGUGGGCAGAUGAGCAAGUUGAUAUUUUAGCCGAUUCAGGUGGGAAUGCUGCUGUAAACAUGAUAUAUGAGGCAUUUGUGCCUGAAAACUGCACGAAGCCAAAGCAAGAUUGUUCAGCAGAGGAGCGUAAUGAUUUUAUUUGGCGAAAAUACGAGGCUCAACAGUUUUUGACUAAUCCCCAGCUUUCAUGCCCUCCGCGACGCAACGACAAACAUAAUCACCAGCCCCAUAGUACUAGUUCAAGUCGACAUGGUUUAGGCCUUUCAUUCAGGAACAGCUGGAGGAGAAAAGAACAUGAGUCCAAAACAGCAAAGAAAACAAUCGAGGUGGGUAUGGUAGAAUUUGUAGGAUUGAUUAAGGUUGACAUCCUAAGAGGCACAAAUCUAGCUAUCCGUGAUGUCAUGUCAAGCGAUCCUUAUGUUAUUCUUAACCUAGGACACCAGACAAUGAAAACAAAGGUGGUAAAGAGCAGCCUAAAUCCUGUAUGGAAUGAAAGACUUAUGCUUUCAAUACCUGACCCGAUACCGCUGCUUAAACUGCAAGUCUAUGACAAGGACACGUUCACUACUGACGACCGGAUGGGGGAGGCUGAGAUCAACAUCCAGCCGCUGGUUGCCGCAGCCAAAGCCUUCGAGACCUCGGCCAUCGCAGACACCGCCCAACUUAACAAAUGGAUGGCGAAGGAUGGCAUCUGGAUCCCGAGGGACAGUGCCAUCUCCAUCGUCAACGGCAAGGUGAAGCAGGUGGUCAAUGUCAGGCUUCAGAGUGUUGAGCGUGGCCAGCUUGAAAUGGAGCUCGAGUGCGUCCCUCUCACUCAAUAG